Musca vetustissima is the source of this 2567-nucleotide messenger RNA. RefSeq names its product vacuolar protein sorting-associated protein 41 homolog (gene lt). Bases 37 to 2550 code for a protein of 837 amino acids. NCBI's taxonomy places the organism in Eukaryota, Metazoa, Arthropoda, Insecta, Diptera, Muscidae. The transcript has 14 exons. Gene Ontology annotation, biological process: vesicle-mediated transport; endosomal vesicle fusion; cellular response to starvation. The record is from RefSeq and is a predicted model, not a curated record. Gene Ontology annotation, cellular component: HOPS complex; late endosome. Gene Ontology annotation, molecular function: protein binding.
ACUACAGUCUUGGACGGCUGAUUCUGUGAAUAAAUAAUGGCCGAAAAUGAAACCCACAGCAGUGACACUGAGGAAAGUGCAUCGGAGGAAAUUGAACCAAAAUUCAAAUAUCAGCGUAUUGCUCAUGAUUUAAAGGAUAUACUUAACAAGGAUGUAGUUACCGCAUGUGCCAUACAUCCCAAGUUCCUGAUUUUCGGUACAUUUCUGGGAAGGAUUUAUUUAGUUGAUCAUCAGGGAAAUACUGUUGAUUCCCAUUUAAAUCACAAUCAACAUGAGUUUGCUCAUACGGUGGCUGUUAAUCAGGUUGAUAUCGAUGCCAAAGGUGAAUAUGUGGCUACAUGUUCCGACGAUGGCAAAGUCAACGUAAUUGGUUUAUUUAGCAAUGAGAACAAUCAAACAAUAAAUUGUGGACGUGCUAUACGGGCGGCAGUAUUAGAUCCAGAUCCAAAAGUUAAUGAGGGCAAACGUUUCAUAGUCGGUGAUGAAAAGCUAACGCUCUACGAAAAGAAUUUUCUCAAAAAACUUAAACCCAAUGUACUGUCAAAUGCCGAGGGCCAUGUAAUCUCAAUAUGUUGGAAUGGCCCAUUUGUGGCGUGGGCAAGUUGUUUGGGUGUACGUGUAUUUGAUUUAAAUGAAAAAUGCUCUCUGGGUCUAAUGAAAUGGGAAGAACCAACAAAUGCUCGUUUGGAAAAUUUCCGUUGCAAUUUUCGUUGGGCCAAUUCGAAUACUCUACUUAUCGGCUGGGUCGAUACAAUACGUAUAUGUGUUAUACGUAAACGUAAUAGUGUAGAGGCAGCUUUAAAAGCAUUGCCUGGUUUUAUUGUGGAUCCAAUUUCAACUUUCCAAACAACAUUUUAUAUUAGUGGCUUAGCAUCAUUGACUUCCAAUCAAUUAGUUGUACUCGGUUAUCCCAAAGAGAAGGACUCAAAUCGUAAAGCUUUACGUCCAGUAUUAUCGGUAUUGGAAUAUAAAUUAAAUAGUAGUGAAGAAAUUUGUACUGAUAGUUUAUCUUUAAGAGGUUAUCAAGAAUAUUCGGUAAAUGAUUAUAUCUUAGGCUGCCUACCCGAGGAGAAUCGUUAUUAUAUUAUAGCACCAAAAGAUAUUGUUGUGGCCACAUUGUUCGAUACAGAGGAUCGGGUACAGUGGUUAAUAGAUCACAGAAAAUUUGAAGAAGCCAUGGAAAUAUUAUCCUUACAUGGUGGCAAUGUUUUGCCUGUUGCAAGACUUUACAUAAAUCAUUUGUUAUCGCAAAAACAUUACGAUACCGCUGGUAAAUUAUGCCUCCGAGUUUUGGGUAACAAUAAGGCAUUGUGGGAGGAGGAAGUCUUCAAAUUUGUCAAACAUAAUCAACUGAGAUCCGUUAGUGCCUAUUUACCCACCUCCGAUGAUUGUAAACUCGAUCCGCAUGUCUAUGAAAUGGUAUUAUAUGAAUUUCUGAAAAAAGAUGUUAAAGGAUUUUUGACAUUAAUCAAGGAAUGGCCAUCGAAUUUGUAUGAUUGUUCGGCGGUGAUAAAUGCAAUACAUGAUAAUUUUCAAAAACAACAUGCCAAUGAACUGCUGGAGGCAUUGGCCAUAUUGUAUUCAUAUAAAAAAGAAUAUGAAAGUGCACUGAGAAUGUAUUUAAAAUUGGAAAAUAAGGAUGUUUUCGAUUUAAUAAGACGUUAUGAUCUCUAUGGUGUUAUACACAAAAUGAUAAUGCCUCUUAUACAAAUCGAUCAGGAACGAGCCUUUCAAAUAUUAUUGGAUAAAAAUAAAAUACCCCCCGAAAUUGUUGUACAACAAUUGGAAUCCAAUCAAGAGUAUUUGUAUUUGUAUUUAGAUGCCUUAGACAAGGUCGAUAGCCGCGGUACAUUCCAUUGGAAAUUGGUUAGUCUGUAUGCCAAAUAUAAUCGUUCAAAACUUUUACCAUUUCUUCGGCGUUCCAAACACUAUCCCAUACAAGAAGCCUUGGAUAUAUGCAAAAGUCAAUUGUUCUAUCCGGAAACGGUAUAUUUAUUAGGUCAAAUGGGUAAUGUUGUGGAGGCCCUGAAUAUUAUUAUUCACAAGAUAAAAGACAUUAAAAUGGCUAUAGAAUUUUGCAAGGAACAUGAUGAUUCCGAUCUUUGGAAUCUAUUAAUAGAUGAAUCUGUAGAUAAUCCCGAAAUUGUAACAAAAUUGCUGGAUGGUAUUAUUGGUUAUGUAAACCCCGAAUUUUUAAUCAACAAAAUAAAAAUGGGUCAAAUAAUACCAAAACUACGAGAAUCGCUGUUCAAAUUGUUAAUGGAUUAUCGUUUACAGGUUAACAUUCAACAAGAUAUUAAUAAAAUCCAAUUGCUGGACUAUUAUAAUACCCACGCGCAAAUAGUGCGACAACAACAUCGUGGCAUUGGCAUCAGCUACGAUAGCACAUGUCCGAAAUGUGGCCGUUUAAUAUUGUGCAAAGAUGGAAUGCCCAGUAAUGCAAUUGUGGCAUUUCAAUGUGGUCAUAUCUACCAUGAGCCAUGUGUACCGGGACGAUUUAUACAGGAACGUUGUGAUGUAUGUACAGUUAAUAUAGAAAAUUGCGAUUAAGUGAAUAUGUAUAAAGA